This is a messenger RNA of Hermetia illucens (black soldier fly), 686 nucleotides long. RefSeq lists its product as uncharacterized. Lineage: Eukaryota; Metazoa; Arthropoda; Insecta; Diptera; Stratiomyidae. The transcript has 2 exons. The record is from RefSeq and is a predicted model, not a curated record. Bases 249 to 581 code for a protein of 110 amino acids.
CUCACUGCUCCAGCGGGCAGACUGCAGAUAGGCCACGGCGCUCCUACUUUAUAGGAACCUUCCGUGGCGGAUUGGUGGCAAUCAUGAAAUCCACAUAAAAGAUCGGCAACAUUCAUAUGUAAGCCAGUUGCCUAAUAAACGUGAGUGAGUUCAAAGAGUUCCAAUCAAAUUACACGACAAAUACAAGUAGUUAACGUACUAACGGCCAAUUUGUUCGAUUUCAAUCUCUUCGGGAAAAAUAAGUAAAUAUGAAAGCCAUACUCAUCCUAGUCGCCUACGUCAGCUUGGCCGCAGGACAGUUUAUUAUCCAACCCGUGCCACUCGUGUACCAACGUAGUCAAGUACCGCAGGAAGUGUCUCUGGCCCACCGUGCUGUUGUGGAAAAUGCUUUAAGAGAAUCACAGUUGCCACCGGAAUAUCUAAAUAAGUUUUACAAAAACCCGAAAAUUGCCGAAGCACUGGCCAAAGAGUCCUGGUUCACGGAUAAGGAGAUGCCCGUUUUCGAUCGCGUUGCAGAAAAAAUCCCACGAGAAAGAAUAUUCAAAAUUUUCAAAGGUGCCGGAUGGAUUCGGCGAAGAUAAUUUUCUUUGGCCAUAAUCGGUUGUUACUUGUUGCCACAAAUUUACCAAUCUUAGAUGUAAAAUGUAAUUUAUUGAAUGAUAUUAAAGCCAUUUUUUGUUACUUUA